AUGUCCGCCCUUGCCAGCGAUCCCGGCGAAAGGUCCCUGGCCAGGCUCCUCGCCACCCUCACUACCACCCUGCACGAGCCCGUCUUCGUUCUUGCAACCCUUUCCGACGCAUCGCGCCUCCCGCCCCUGCAAGAGACGCAGCUCGUGUUUAAAGAAACCGAGGGCAUCACCGUCAUCGUCACCAGGAGUUACGCCGAGGCGCACGGCAUCGACUACCUCUUCCCCUGCAAGAUGCUGACGCUCAACGUGACGUCGAGCCUCGAGGCCGUGGGCUUCAUGGCCGUGGUGGCAACGAGGCUGGCGGAGGCCGGCAUGGGCGUCAAUCCGGUCAGCGGCUUUUACCACGACCAUCUGUUUGUGCCGCUGGGGAGGGAGCGGGAGGCGGUUGAUGUGCUGGACCGUCUGGCGGAAGAGCAUAGACAGAGGGCGGCGGCGACGGACAGCGAGUUGCGGUGA
Trichoderma reesei QM6a is the source of this 456-nucleotide messenger RNA. RefSeq lists its product as uncharacterized. The transcript has a single exon. NCBI's taxonomy places the organism in Eukaryota, Fungi, Ascomycota, Sordariomycetes, Hypocreales, Hypocreaceae. The record is from RefSeq and is a predicted model, not a curated record. Bases 1 to 456 code for a protein of 151 amino acids.